CUACUACUGCUGUUGUCCGCCAACCAACACCUUGUGGCGAUAUCACCUAAUCAGAUCUACGUAGCAGUACUACUAAUAAGUUCAAUUUAUGCGCCUAAAAGAACUCAAAAGGCUUUUAUAUACCUCCCCCAAUCGACGAGCUUCCUCCAUAAACGGGAGAUUUUUCAACUGCCAAAUCAAAGCGUUACAGUCCACAAUCAUAACCAACCAUGUCCCAGCCAUCUGUUUCUACCGAUAGCGCCCAAGCAUGGAAUGGCCCUCUUUUAGAUGGUGACCACCAAAGCCUUACCGCUCUUCUUCAGCCGUUGACGUCUGUCGACGUAUCAUCAUCCUCAGCUUCAUCCUAUCUCGAUCAUCUCCAAUCUUUACCCUUGCCCGAACUGUUACGCCAACCUUCUCUCAUUUCAAUCGAAACUUCUACAGUCGAGUCCGAUCUCACCAACCUUUGCUUUCGAGAGUAUCCGACAUUCAUAUCUGUCCACAAAUGCUCGUCCGCCGUAAAGUCAGCAUUUGAUGAUUUCUCGGACUCAUUGGAGAAACUUAUAGGUUCCGUGCCGGCCCUAGAGGAUGAGUGUCAGACAUUCUCUUCGAGCACGAGUAAAAUACAGCGCAUUCGCAAUAAAGCGUCUCUGGUUCAAGAACACCAAGACAAGCUAUUGGAUCUCCUCGAGAUUCCCCAGCUUAUGGAGACCUGUGUGCGAAAUGGAUAUUAUCAGGAGGCGAUGGAACUUCUGGACCAUUCAAGAACUAUCAGCCAGAGAUAUAAGGAUGUCGUUCUAGUGCAGGAUGUUGUUAGGGAAGUCGAGGGAGUUCUACAGCUCAUGUUGACCCAGUUGCUUUCGCUCCUGAGAGAACCUAUCAAGUUGCCCCCUUUAAUAAAAACUGUGACUUUCCUACGACGCCUCCACGCUCUUGAUGAGAAUGAGCUUGCCCUGGUUUUCAUCUCUAGCCGAUACCGCAACUUCAGGGCCCAGCUGGCAUACAUAGAACGGGACAAGGCCGAUCCUGUUCGAUAUCUACGACGAUAUGUCGACUUAUUUCGUGAGCACGUGUACGAUCUAAUAGCUCAGUUUACGACAAUAUUCCUCGAUUCUCCAAGCACCGCCACCCAUAUUGCUUCCUUUGCCAGUCAAGCCGUCUCUGAGCUUGUUAACCUGGUCCAGACCUAUGUCCCUCAGCUAUCCACAGAUGCUGCAUCUAUGUCAUCGAUCCUGAUACAGCUAGGUUACUGUGCUAUGUCGUUCACCCGCGUUGGAUUGGAUUUUGCGCCUUUAAUCGCUGAGCCGUUUGCCGCCACCUCUUUCUCCGCCUUCUCCCACGAGAUUUCCACCGCCUCCAAGGAGCUCCAAGAACUUCUAGAGGAGUCGUCCAAGCUUCUUCGACCGCCUUCCCAAAUUCUGAUCACGGCGGACCACCUUUCUCGUGUAUUGACGGCCGAAACAUCUCCCCCCAACCUUCCCGCCUCCAUUGACGCUGUCAGAAGUUUUCCUCCACUCGCCGCUCUCGUGAACGCUCAUCUCAAUGCUCUAAACAGCCUUCGGCUCCUUGCGCCGCUGAGUCUUCGGUCACAAAUAUACACCUUUCACUCGACAUCAUUAGCGUCCGAUUCUGUGACAUUACUCCAGUAUUUCUUCUUACGCUCAGAAGAGUCAGUUGAUCGCUUGCAAGGAGGUAACAGAGAACGGUCUUCUCAUACGCGAACCCCGUCCGCACCUCGCGUUGAUCUUUUGCGCCGUAAUUCUGAGGUUCAAAUGACUCCAGAAGCAAGGGCGACCAAAAAGAAAACGGCGAAACGCACGUGUAUCGCUGCGGCAGAUAUGUGGUGCAAUAUUGUGGUACCGUUUUUGGUGGAAAGGUUAGCCCAGGGAGUAUUUGGGGACCAAAAUGCCCCUAUUCACCCAGAACUGAGUCGGGAGAUCGAAAACAUUUCAAAAUGGAUUAAAGAAAACGGGGAAAACGGUCAUACUGCUAGACUCGUGCUGUGAACGAUGUAUGUCAUGAUAUUCCUUGUGAGGCAAGCCUUUUUCCAUUUGCAACAGAUGCUUCGUUUACAUGUCAAGAACCAGUAGUGACGGAUCAGGCCUGCAUUGUUUCAUGUAAGCGGUGCGGCCCAUCAUGAUAUCAUUCUCGGCCAGCCGGAAUUUACAAGGGAAUCAGAAUCAGCAGAGGAAGAUCAUAUAAUUUAUGUGCCACUAGGUGCGCUGCACGAUUGGCGGGCAGAGGUCAUGGCACAUAUAUUCAAUGCAUUGCAUCAUCAUGUAACUCCAAUCAUUAUGCAC
Molecule: messenger RNA, 2279 nt
Organism: Cryptococcus deneoformans JEC21
Lineage: Eukaryota; Fungi; Basidiomycota; Tremellomycetes; Tremellales; Cryptococcaceae
Product: intra-Golgi transport-related protein, putative
Exons: 2
Coding region: 210-1985 (591 amino acids)
Biological process (GO): intra-Golgi vesicle-mediated transport
Cellular component (GO): COG complex
Source: RefSeq, a predicted model, not a curated record